This is a messenger RNA of Oreochromis niloticus (Nile tilapia), 1327 nucleotides long. RefSeq lists its product as uncharacterized. The transcript has 3 exons. NCBI's taxonomy places the organism in Eukaryota, Metazoa, Chordata, Actinopteri, Cichliformes, Cichlidae. The record is from RefSeq and is a predicted model, not a curated record. Gene Ontology annotation, molecular function: nucleic acid binding. Bases 109 to 1155 code for a protein of 348 amino acids.
GGAGGUGGAGAACGACGACGACAAGGAAGGGGAAGAGCAAGGGCACGAAGACAGUCAGUCUCGGAUGAAAUUCGAGCCACUUUAGUUGACCAUGUCCUUGUCCAUGGGAUGACUAUGAGGGAGGCUGGGCAACGAGUACAACCAAAUUUGAGUCGCUUCACUGUUGCCUCCAUCAUCAGAACCUUCAGGGAGGAAAACAGGACACAGAGACGACCACCUGGUGGAGGCAGGUUAAGGCUUUUGUCGGAGGAGCAAGAGAGGGAACUUGUAAACAUGGUAAUUGCAAAUAAUGUAAUCCGCCUGCAAGAGAUUCAAAGGAGAGUGAUUGAGGAUGAUCAUCUUUUUCGAGGCAUAAAUGCCAUCAGCCUCUCCACAAUUGACCGCAUCCUCCGAAAGAAUCAAUUCCGGAUGAAACAGGCAUACCGAGUCCCUUUCGAACAAAACUCUGACAGAGUGAAAAACCAACGUGUGGAAUAUGUUCAGAGAAUCUUUGAGAUUGAAGGACGGCCUGUUCCCCAUGAAAUGAUCUUUGUGGAUGAGGCAGGUUUUAACCUGACCAAAAGAAGGAAAAGGGGGAGGAACAUAAUUGGCCAUCGGGCUAUUGUAAAUGUCCCUGGUCAGCGUGGGGGGAAUGUCACUAUGUGCGCAGCCAUCAGCCAACGAGGGGUACUCCACCGCCAUGCCGUACUAGGACCCUAUAACACUAUGCUUCUCCUUGCUUUUCUUGAUGGUUUAAGACAACAUAUGUUCCAGCUGGACUACAGGGAACCAGCACAGCCAGAGCAGCCUCACUACGUUGUUGUGUGGGAUAACGUCAGCUUCCAUCGCGCUGCUCUGGUUCGUGACUGGUUUACCAAUAACCCAAGGUUUUCUAAUAUCUUUCUGCCUGCAUACUCCCCCUUUCUAAACCCGAUAGAGGAGUUAUUUUCGGCAUGGCGGUGGAAAGUGUAUGACCGAGAACCUUAUGUCCGUGUUCACCUCCUUCAGGCCAUGGAAGAGGCCUGCCUAGACAUAUCAGUAGAUGCAUGCCAGGGGUGGAUCAGGCAUGCAAGAGGAUUUUACCCCCGCUGCCUGGCUGGGGCCAAUAUAGCCUGUGAUGUGGAUGAGAUUCUCUGGCCUGACCCAGACCAAAGACAAGAUGCUGUGGUGGGAUAAUGUUUCUGGUGUGUGUUGUACUGUAUAGUACAUGAAUGACAAUGUGCCACUGUACAUACAUUGGUUGCGUCUUUUGUGUUUAUCAUGUGACAAGGGUUUUGAAGGGGAGAACCAUAAGCAACCUAAUUGUUUUGGAACUAUUGUUUUGAAUUAAUUGUACCAGUGUGCAAAA